Messenger RNA from Ipomoea triloba (trilobed morning glory), 870 nucleotides. Its product is annotated as fasciclin-like arabinogalactan protein 6. The transcript has a single exon. The record is from RefSeq and is a predicted model, not a curated record. Bases 18 to 818 code for a protein of 266 amino acids. NCBI's taxonomy places the organism in Eukaryota, Viridiplantae, Streptophyta, Magnoliopsida, Solanales, Convolvulaceae.
UCCUCCCAUCCAAUAUAAUGGCUCAAACUAGAGCAAUUUUUAUGACUACUCUUCUGCAUUUGAGUCUCCCAAUCCUCAUCAUCUUCCUCCUUUUCCCUCACCAAAUCCAUACCCAACCCGCCGCCACUACCACCGCGCCAUCCCCCUCCUCGUCGACGGCAUGGCCAGUCGACAUCAUCGACAUUCUCAAAACGGGUAAGCAGUUCAACAUCUUCGCCAAGUUUCUCAACAGUGCCAACCACCUCGGCAAACAGAUCGACACCCAAAUCAUCACAUCCACCGACGGCGUCACCGUGCUGGCCGCCACCGACGGCGCGUUUUCCAGCCUCCCCUCCGGCACUCUCAACAAGCUCUCCGACCAGCAGAAAGUCCGCCUCAUCCAGUUCCACAUCCUCCCCAAGUUCUACUCCCUGGACGACCUCGAAACCGCCAGCAACCCCGUGGAGACCCUCGCCGGCGGGGAGUUCAUGCUCAACUUCACCGGGACUAACGGCCAAAUCAACGUCACUUCCGGGGUGGUGCAAACCCAGAUCUCCAAUAUCAUGCGGAAAAACUUCCCUUUGGCCGUUUACCAAAUCGAUAAGGUGUUGUUGCCGUUGGAAUUCACACCAAAAGCUCGCCCCUCCCUUGGGAAUAAAGGCAGGCCCAACAAAACGGCGGAGGCGGCGGCCGCUCCCAAGAAUUCAAAGGGAAUCUCUCCCGCCGAUGAACCCUCGCCGGCCGAGACUGAUGAGCCCAGUAGCGCCGGAAAGAUGAGCCAGCUUGGGCUGGGAUUGGCUCCGGCAGCCCUUGUGCUGUUCUGCAUGGGAGUAUUUUAAACAUCUUUUCAAUUUACAUACAGAUAUUAUAUAUAUAUAAAGCAUGCAUGCA